GUCCAACAACCAAUUAAAGAAUCUAUCUUCAGGAGUUUUUACUGGCAUCAGCGUCUCCCAAUAUGCUUCUCUGAACCUGUAAGUAAGACUGUUAAACUUUGAUUUUAUAAUUGUUUUAAGGGACUAAAAGUAGAUCAAGGUCUACACCUUACCCAGGUAAGUGUCGGGAUGAAAUAAGAGAAAGAAAGAGUGCAUGGAUGCUGAACUGACUCCUCCCCAACUCAUGAGGUGUUGCUGACAGGAAUGACAGCUAUAUAGCCGGACAUAUGUGAUGAAAACCAUCAAGCGACGUAGAUAUAAGUCUGCAACAUUAGAAUCCAUCAAUUCUUUCUAUCAUAAAAAAAAACUAUUGUUGUUUUUUUUUAUCGCGUAUCCGGUUAUGGCGAGGACCUCAUGAACAUUUACCAAUCAUUGGGCGCGAUUGUCCGGUUAAAAGGAAGUUUCGAAAGAAAUAAUGUCAUCUUCUGAGACAAACGUUUUGUAACCGUGGGCGUAAGUCAUCAAACGGAAUCAAGUACAUAGUCGCGUGUUAUUUGAAUGAAUAAAGUUCGGCUCUUUAUUAUUAAUUGGUCAGCUCCAUGAUAUCUAUCGUUUGAUUUCCAGAUUUAUAACAGUUCGUCAGUCUCUUUUGGUUGAUUUUGAUCCGUCUGUCAUAAUUCAGGGUCUUUUGAUUUAUAGAAACAGCAGCUCAGACUACUUCGCUUAGAUCUUGAAAGUUCACAUCAGCUCGGUAUCAUACUCUUGAUUCUGUUAUUACCUUUGGCAAAAUUGAAAAUUUUAUCAGAUAUUUUUUUGAUCUUAAUUUAACUUGAUCAUGAAGAAUGUGGCUCAUCACGUGACCCCAACUUUUGUUCCCCAAUGACUGCCACAACAUACACCAGGCACUAAAAUUUGUGGAAAGUGCGGCGUCACCGACGGAAACAAUAUGACUUCCUGAACACUUUUAGUUGGACGUCAUGACUGGAUGCUCAAGAUAAAUAGCCAUUUAGGCAGUAAGAUUGUCGCUCUCGGUGAUGGAAUGGAGAACAAAUUUAGUGGGAGGUCGUAAUUAAACCUAAAAAGAAAUAAUAAUGAUCCAAAGGUAGUCGAUGCAUCAGUGAAAACUUUUUAAUUUAAAAAAACUUAAACUCAUAAGUAUUAGACCGUUCAAAGUAAUUUUUAAAGGGUUUAAUAGAACUCGAGAGUCUUUCAUUAGGCACCGUGUUCAUCUAGUGCUUUGUGCGUAACGUUCAAACGGAUACAUGUCUCAGCUUUCUAUUGUUUUGUUUUCCAUAAAAUAACUGAGUUAGCUUUAAGAGCUAAUGUCAGCGUGCAUCAAUCAAACAGCGGCAAGUCACCCAAAUUUGUUUCCCCUCCUACUUUUUAUAUUUUGUAGCCCAAUAUGUUCUAAUAAUUGUGGUGUAGUUGUUUUGUAAAAAUAUAUUUUAGUUUUCGAGAAAUAAUUUUUUUCGUUCGACCGCUCAAAUAUGCAAAUUUUCACCGUGAAUAUUACCCGAGUUAUGUGACCUCAUGUUAUGAAUGUACUAGACCUACGGUAUUUCUGUAAACAAAAAGUUUUGUUUUAUCAUCUAAACGUAAUCCCCUGUCGUUAUUGAAGCUGCCAAAGAAAUAUUUAUUUUUUGGUGAAUAUUUUUGUCCGACAUACUUUUCCUAUAUCGAAAAGUAGCAUCAAAACAAAGACAAUUUUAACAAUGACCGAUAUGACACAAUCUACUAAGCUUCAAGCUUUCAUAAGACAAAAGGAUGGUUAUAAAGUUACUGUAAAAAUUUCCUUGUGUAUUUGCGUUGUUCUAUCUUGAGACGAACUCAAAGUCUGGCAAAAUUUACUUGAUAGCGACUAUGAAAUGUACAUCGACCUUUUGUCACGCGUUCUUUUUUCGUAUCAAUUCAAUCGGACUAACACCUUGAUCAAUGAACUUCUUUGUGUGUUUUACCUUCUUUGACAUGAUGUUAUCUGGUGAUAUCUCUUAGCGGAAUAGUUCAAGAUUUUUCCAAAAAAACUGAGUACAAAUGUUUGAUAGCGUAGAAAGCUCCGGUUAGAAUUUAAGCGUCCCGCCGUCAGAGGUUUCGCUGUUCACGAUGUUGAACGACAAUAUGCCUACGUGGUGGAGACAUCACGGAGAACUGGAAAUAAAGUGCUAAGUGUUAUUUUAAAGUCACCUUUGAUAUGGGAAAUCUAUCAUGAAAAAAUUGCGCUCGCUCUAUGUUAAAAAACCAUUUGACACCCUAGCCUACGUGUAGCCGUGCCCUCCCCCCAAGGUGAAACGGAAGCGAGGGAACGUCAACGGAAACCUGACACCGACUAAUCGUGUUCCGUGUCGCCACUCUAAUUUAUGCAAAAUAAUGUCAUUUGAUAAUAUUUGUUUGUGAAGUGGCACGUGUUAGCAAGAAGGUUAUCGAGAUAAACAACAAAACUGAAGUGAAUUUAUUUUCCAUUUUUCGGGUAAAUUUGCAAUUCAGCGGCCGAUUUCAAAUAUACACUUCGCUUUAAGGAUAUAGGAAAAGAUUAUGAGCGAUUUUUUUGUAUAGAGUAAGGAGAGGACGGUGUUCGAUUAGCACCGCGCUUACGACAGUCCUCGCGGUUUCUGCUUGCAUUUGUAAACAAUGCCACGGUCGGCGAAAUAAUUAUGCUUCAAGCGUGAAGAAAGAGCGACUCUUUUCUCAGUCGAAAGAAUCGCUGCAAGAAAUAACUAGCUUUAAUUUAAGUGACUAAACGUCUGGCAGCCGGACGGUAAGCCGUAGAUUCUAGGCGGCUGUUCGUGUCGGGGUCUUAUCUUGUUGUAAACGGCCUCUGGUAGAUAUCCGCUUCGCUUCAAGGUAAGCAGCUUUUCGGACAACUUGCGGGUCAGACGGUCUGUCGGAUCUUUGUUGAGGAGCUGGUACGAUCCGUUCUCAAUAAGCAUAGACAUCUUAGUUCGGUAGGUGUCGGUAUACGCUAGCGCGCCCUUUGUCCGCUGGGAGAACCAUGAUGGACUCGUCUUCUCUCAGGCUUUUAAGUGCAUCUCGCAUCUCCUUCAUAAUGUUAGGCUCUGGUGGUUCCGCCUGUUGAAGGAUACCGUUAACAGCUCCUCUGACACUAUCUGCUUGUUCAGCGUCGAGUUGUCUUACGGCUGCUUCGACCAUGGCGAUGAUCUCUGUGGCAAGAGUAUUCGCAGGAGUUACGGCGAAGUUCAGUCCUUUCUUCAGUAGGGCUCUCUCGGCAUCGCUAAGGGACCUAGAAGAUAAAUUAACCAGCCAGUUAGCUUUGUCAACAUACGGUGUGUCAACCGGUGACACAGUCGCCUGUUUUUCUCAAAUGAGUUUUUCAAACUUCUGCUUAUGUCUCUCUUUGGUGGUGUUGAAGACUCGCAGUUUGGUGUUGGUCUUAAUCUGCUCUAGUAGCCUGUUGGCGUCGUUUGUCGAGAGAGCGGAUGUUAUGCUCUGUGCUGUGGAUUCUGUAUCCUCCUUUGCAUCUCCCUUGGCCUACUGUGUCAGUCUGAUCCGUUCCCUUAGGAAUCUCAUGGAUGCGAGUUCAGCGACUCUGCGUGCGCCUUUGGUGGGAACUGGCACAUAAUAACAAAAUUCUGAGGCCACUAACUCGAUUUAACGGCAACAUGACUCAAGAUCAUCACUCUAUCGACUUGAACUUUUGCUUACUCAAUGCACAAUCCCUGAAUAACAAAGCCGGCGAGUUUACCGAUCUUGUUUCUGAGUACAAACCAGAUGUGGUUGCUCUAAUAGAAACAUGAUUUUAUCUGAUGGAGUCAGCCUCGUGAACACUCUGCGCGCCUGUGGCUACAAACUUCUAGACUAUCCACGAACUAGUCGAACAGGGGAAGGGACUGGAGUACUGUUCAGGGACAACCUAACUGUGAAAAAAGGAGCUACCGCUGAACUGCGAUCAUUUGAGUACUCUGAGUGGGAUAAUAAGUCUGAAACCGACCGGAUCCACCUUAUUAUCGUCUACAGAACACCAUACUCUGAGGCACAUCCCGUCGCCACAAGUGUCUUCUUCUAAGAGUUCUCAGCAUUUCUCGAGUCUGCAGUUUUUUGCUCAAGCCAUCUAUUAAUUACUGGGGACUUUAACAUACACAUGGACGCGGAAGCUGACACUGAUGCAGUUAGACUGCGCGAAAUACUCGAGAGUACUGGUCUAAAGCAGCAUGUUACCGCUCCCACUCACAUCAGCGGGCACACCCUUGAUCUUAUUAUUACAAGAUUGUCUGACCAGCUUGAUAUUUGCAGCCCAUGGACCGUUUAUCUAUUUUCUGACCACAUGUUAGUCUAUUCCAAACUCCAAGUGUGCAAACCUGCCCUUAAAAGAUCGGAUAUAACUUUCAGGAAAAUUAGGUCUAUCAAUAAGAAGCUCCUACGGGACGAGAUUUCUAAUACCGAUCUCUGUAAAAACCUGCUUUCAUAA
Molecule: messenger RNA, 4399 nt
Organism: Pocillopora meandrina
Lineage: Eukaryota; Metazoa; Cnidaria; Anthozoa; Scleractinia; Pocilloporidae
Source: the annotation of a GenBank genome assembly